CAUUUGCUAUGAGACCCGAAAGCAAAGAUUACAAGACACAGUAUCAUUUGCAAGAUAAUUAAAGAAAAAAUAAUAAUUAUUAAUAAAUUCUCAAUUUUCAAUUAAAGGUUUUUCAUUUCACAAGUUCAAACUCUGACCUGCAAACUUGCCUGUUUUAAUUCAUUCCUUCAUUCUCUUCUCUUUCUCUGUGGCCUUGUCAUACUUGGAAGAAUGUUAUUCCACCAAAUCUAUAUGACAUGUUUUGUGGGGUGGUGGGUAUGGUUGAAUAUUGAAGGAGAAAGAUGAGCUUGAAGGUGAGGAACACUGCAAUAAACAAACCAAGAAGCAAUAGUCCUAACGCUGCAGAGGUGGAGAUUGGUUCCAUGCAAAGAUGGCGACAGAUGAAGUAGCUGGCUCUGUUGGAACCAGUGCCAGUUUGUCUUUGAGAUUAGGCCAGACCAUCUUCUCUUCUGCUUCUCUUCUCUUCAUGUCUUUAGGUGUUGAGUUCUAUGGCUACACUGCUUUCUGCUAUUUGGUGACAAUAAUGGGUUUGGUAAUUCCCUGGAGUUUUGCUUUGGCCAUUGUGGAUGGAUACUCCAUUCUGGUGAAAUGCCCCCUUCGACAACGGGGAAUUCUGCUGAUAAUUGUUGUAGGAGAUUGGGUUUUAUCAAUUCUUACACUUGCUGCUGCAUGCUCAACAGCCAGUGUUGUUGAUCUCUUACUCCACGCUGAUGGAGCUUAUUGCCCUCCAAAGUUGUGCAGUAGAUAUCAAAUAUCUGCUGCAAUGGCCUUCUUGACUUGGUUUCUUUCUUCGGCUUCAUCUCUAUUCAAUCUUUGGUUACUCCCAUCUUUGUGAUUCUGAUUGUCUAUCUCAAAAGUUCAGAAUUUUGUGGUUCUCUUUGCGCAUUAGUGGCAUAAAAAGUUCAUAAUCAUCAAUGAUACAGUCGCAAAGUUGUUUUUUUUUUUUUUUCAGCAGUUGUACACAAGCAGUUGUUAGGACAACUAAGUUGUUUCACCUCCUAUAACAAUAAACAUAAAUGCAGUCCAAGUACCAAUGCGGGAAAUUCUGUUUGUAUCGUUUCAUA
Molecule: messenger RNA, 1064 nt
Organism: Mangifera indica (mango)
Lineage: Eukaryota; Viridiplantae; Streptophyta; Magnoliopsida; Sapindales; Anacardiaceae
Product: CASP-like protein 5C1
Exons: 3
Coding region: 371-835 (154 amino acids)
Cellular component (GO): membrane
Source: RefSeq, a predicted model, not a curated record